Thelazia callipaeda (thelaziosis nematode) is the source of this 1566-nucleotide messenger RNA. The record is from the annotation of a GenBank genome assembly. Lineage: Eukaryota; Metazoa; Nematoda; Chromadorea; Rhabditida; Thelaziidae.
AUGGAGAAAACAGAUGAGGAUAUUACUGUCCAUCAAGAAUUGGAAAAUUUUGAUUAUAAUCGCAGUGAUGGUAGCAUUUCAUCGAGGUCGCAAGAACCAAAACAGUUUGCUGAUGAAAUUAAUGCAGAAUUUAUUGAUACAAAAGACGAACCAGAGCACUUGUUAUGUUCUCACUCUUCUUCUCCAAACUCACUAGAAGAAGUAAGACAAGCAGAGUUUGAUGAUUUGGUUGCAAAAUCAAAUCAAGGUUUUGAGGUUAAAGAAGUAGCUGGGAAUGGAAGUGAGGAGAGUGAAGUAGGGACUGAUCACGAAACAAGUGAUGACGAGAAAGAAGCUAACGAACCAGGUCCUUCGAAAUCUCGACGUAUCGUGUUAUCAAGUGAUGAUGAAGAUAAUGGAGAAGGUAUUCCAUCAACACAAAAAUCAGGAAACGACUCGGAAUCCGAGGUGGACGAUACACAUUCAAAAGUUGGUGUCGGUGAGCUAAUGACAAACAUAUUUGGUGAAGAUAGUGACGAUGAAGACGAUAACGAAGAGAAUUCUCAUUCGCAUUAUCAGGAUAACAAAAAUGCAGAGGAUGACGAUGAACCACGUUAUGUUCGUGAUGAGGAUGACGAAAAUUAUGGGCGAGAAUGGGAUUUCGAUACAAUGAUGCGUGAGAAGAAAGCAGAGCGACGAAAACCACGAAGACGUCGACGUGAUGGUUCAAUUGAUGUCGGUGGUGCAUAUGAUGAUCAAAUUAAAGUUCUCAUCGACGCAAUGAAAGCAGCUGCAAAGGUUUCCUUUGCUUGUGUUUCCGGUGCAGAACGUAGUGAAGAUGAUCGUCAUUCAAAUAUGGAGCGGCUUCCUGCUUUACAAAAACGUAAAAUGCUCUCUAGUGUCAAAGCAAUGCUCUUGAAGCACGAUUUGAUGGAAGCAGUUAUUGGUGAGUUGGUGAUAGUAAAUGUAAUAUGGCCCUAUAAUGGUAUGAUGAAUGUGAUAUCAGAAUGGUUGGCACCUUUACCAGAUAAAUCAUUACCUGCUUUGGAAAUCCGAACAGAUUUGCUAAAAAUUUUGCAAGAUUUUAGUCGACUUGAGCCAGGAACGUUGAAGCAAUCUGGUUUAGGUCGAGCUGUUAUGUUACUUUAUAAACAUCCAAGGGAAACGAAAGAAAAUAAGGCUCUUGCAGCUCGACUGAUUAGUGAUUGGGCUAGACCAAUUUUUCAGCUUGAUACGGAUUUCCGUUCUAUGACGAAAGAUGAACGCAUAAAGCGAGAUUAUGAACAAUUACCAGAAGCUAAGCGUCGGCGUCUAAAUGCUGGAUCAGAAAGUUCAGAUGCUGAAAAAGAAACAUCAGAACCACGACCUGGUGACAGAGGGUUCAUUAUGCGAGCACGUGUGCCGCGGCCGUCCCAAAAAGAUUACGUUGUACGCCCGAAGAGUAAUGUGGAAGGACAGUUUCGUGGGGCAACUAAGAAUCGAGCGAAUAGUCGUUUUGAUCGAACUCAAAGAGAAUUUAAAGAACGUACUAAACAGCAGCGAAAUGAACGAGCUGUUGCCGUCAGUAUCAAUCGUGUCAACCUGUGA